Ostrea edulis (European flat oyster) is the source of this 1074-nucleotide messenger RNA. RefSeq lists its product as uncharacterized. Gene Ontology annotation, biological process: DNA integration. The transcript has a single exon. Gene Ontology annotation, molecular function: nucleic acid binding. The record is from RefSeq and is a predicted model, not a curated record. Bases 1 to 1074 code for a protein of 357 amino acids. Lineage: Eukaryota; Metazoa; Mollusca; Bivalvia; Ostreida; Ostreidae.
AUGAAAAAAUCCACGGAACAGAUCUUACAGCGACUUUAUUACGAUCCUAAGACAGGGUAUGGUGGAGUGCAAGCUUUGUAUCGUCAAGUGCGUAAAUUAGGUCACAAGAUUACACUUUCUAACAUUCGAGAAUGGGUCAAAGAACAAGAUACGUAUACCUUACACAAGCCCAUACGUCGCAAAUUUAAGAGACAACAGACCCGGGUGACCGAUAUAGACGAGCAAUGGCAGUUAGAUUUAGCCGACGUGUCGAACUUGAAAAAAUACAAUGAUGGGUAUACGUUUUUAUUGUGUGCCAUCGACGUGUUAUCUAAAUAUGCGUGGGUGGUGCCUUUAAAACAGAAAACGGGCAAAGAAAUGAUACGAGGUCUCCGAAAGAUUUUUCGAGACGGACGACACCCCGUCCGCAUUCAAUCGGAUCAAGGGAGAGAAUUUACAAAUAAAGAAUUUCUUGAAGCUUUCAAAACCAUUCAUUUCUUUACUACACGUAAUGCCAAAACCAAAACCAGUAUCGUGGAGCUCUUUCAACGCACACUGAAAGCACGUAUGUGUCGUUAUUUUACACGCCAUAAAACACGGCGGUAUGUGGAUGUCUUACCCGACCUGGUACACGGAUACAAUCACGCGUAUCAUCGUAGUAUCCAGAGAGCUCCUGCUCAAGUCAACCCCACAAAUGUAUUAAAGGUCUGGAAAACCUUGUACGGAAAACAGACAACAAACACCUUGUCAUUACAAGUGGGAGAUCGGGUACGCAUCAGUAAAGCCAAACGUACAUUUGAUAAGGGGUAUUUACCGAACUGGACCACCGAAUUGUUCACCAUUUCCAGAAAAGUUCCGGGGCGUAACAUAUACCGAAUUAAAGACGACCACGGAGAAGAAUUAGAAGGGACGUUUUACCCUCAAGAAUUACAAACAGUGAUUAAAAAAGACGAUGUGUACGAAGUGGAGGAGAUCUUAGGGUAUAAAAAGCGCCGUGUGGGGAAAAAAGUCAUUUCAGAAGUCCAAGUGAAGUGGAAAGGAUACCCCUCUAGUUUCAACUCAUGGAUUCCGCAAGCGGAUCUCAUUCUACCCUGA